This is a messenger RNA of Rotaria sp. Silwood2, 1104 nucleotides long. The record is from the annotation of a GenBank genome assembly. NCBI's taxonomy places the organism in Eukaryota, Metazoa, Rotifera, Eurotatoria, Philodinida, Philodinidae.
AUGGGUCCAGCAGCAUCUGCAGUGUCGAAUUGUUUAAAAACUACUGAAUGGAUGUGGCAGUCAAAUCCAAAUCCAUAUUCGGAAUCCGAGCCAGCCGAAUGGAGUCAUUAUUCGGAUUUAGAAAAUCUAAUAAUCGAAAGAGCAUUUUCAACUAAACAAUCACGAGCCAUCUUGGAUGAUUAUUACAUUGAUUUCAAAAAGAAUCUGCAAAUAUCCAACAUUGAUAACAACAAGCAAAGACCUAUUAAGCGAGUGGAACGUAAGAGGGAAGACAAGCAUUUACGAGAAGAACGUUUUAUGGAUCUUCCUGUUAGUUCGGGACGUUCAUUCGGUGGUGAAUAUGGUUGGGUAUCGCCGUUUAUAAUAGAAGUCAGAAGAGACUUGGGCCUUGAACCAGAUGAAUUACCUUCCAAAAAAACAAAACUAAUCCCGAUGCUUGUCGAAAAAGCUGCGCAAGGUAUUAUUACAGAAGGGAAGCAUAUUCGAAAACAAUGUGAAGCCGAGGCAUUGGCCAACAUGCUUAUAGAGAAAAAGAAUAAAAAAAUGAAAGAAGUAUGGCAAUGCUGUGCUUACAUGUACACCAUGGAAAGUUUCCUGUACAAAACCUUAAACGCAACCAUGAGAUUAGUUGGAGAUAAAGAUCAUGAACAAGUAUGGCGAAGUAAAGUUCGUACAUUGGGCCCAUUUUGUUUAUUACUCUGGGAUGAUCCAUUUAAUAAAAACCUGACAACCAAUAAGACACUUUAUCGAGGGGCCACUCUGACGCAAGAACAGAUCGCUGCUUAUGAAAGAAUGGCUACAGACAAAGCAUAUGGAUCAUUUCAAGCAUAUACAUCUGCUAGUCGAAAUCGUGAAAAAGCAGAAAAUUUUGGAAAUUCUAAUACUUUAUUCAUCAUGGAAGUAUUAAUUGCUUUUAUUGCCGAUCUCAGUACAUUAUCCGAAUAUGCUAAUGAAGAAGAAGAACUUGUUACACCAGGUGUUUGUUUUAGUGUUAAAAGUGUUGAAUUCGAUCACAAGAAGAACAAACAUUUGAUUCAUUUGCAAUUAAGACAACGAUUUUCUGGUAAGCGAAGAAAAUGUUUUAUCAUAAUUUUAAUAAUAUGA